CUCUUACGUAAAUGCCCUGCUUUGGUCAACUCUGAGGAUCAUCAAACUGAAUUUUGCAACCUCUGACCUUUAAGUUCACUUCCAAGUCCAGCUUAGUCAGUAGCAGUAGAAGUGGCAGUGAGUGAGUGAUUGGAGAUGUCAAGCUCUGAGUGCUUUGAGAAUCCACCCACCUUGUUGAGCUCAACAAGCAGUGGAGUUGGAACUGUUCAAGAUGUGGGUGGCCUCAAAUCCUAUGUCACAGGCUCACCUCAUUCCAACCGUGCUAUCCUUUUCGUCUCCGAUGUGUUUGGAUACGAGGCUCCAAAAUUAAGGAAGCUUGCAGAUAAACUUGCAGUAGCUGACCAAUUUUUGGUGGUGGUUCCUGACUUUUUCUAUGGAGAUCCUCUUGAUCUUAAUAACCCUGAUCGCGAUGGAUGGCUAAAAGCUCAUAAUAUGGAAAAAGGGCAUGAAGAUGCCAAACAAGUGGUUGCUGCUCUAAAGAGCAAAGGUCUUUCUGCCAUAGGUGCUGCUGGAUUUUGCUGGGGUGGAAAUGUUGUGGUCAAAUUAGCCGGUUCUACAGACAUUCAAGCUGCUGUUGUAUUGCACCCCGGCCAUCUUACAGAUGAAGACAUCAAUGAGGUAAAAGUUCACAUAGCCAUAUUGGGAGCUGAGAGGGACAAAAUUGCUCCUCAAGAGCAUAUAAAACAUUUGGGAGAGAUUUUAUCAGCUAAAUCUGAGUUUGAUAGCUUUGUGAAGAUAUUUCCUGGGGUGGCUCAUGGGUGGACAGUGAGGUACAAUGACGAAGACCCUUUUUCUGUCAAUAGUGCUGAAGAGUCUCAUUUGGACUUAACUAAUUGGUUCACCAAAUAUGUCAAAUGAAACCGUACUGCCUCAUAGCUCAUAUCAGAAUCCAUAAAAAAUAAAAAUAAAAAAGGGACCUAUAAUUAGAAGUACUGAAACUGGUCAUGAAGGGUUUUUGUUUUAUAUGUAAAAAAAGAUUGGCUAGCCAGCCAUGCAGAUGCAUGUAAAAUUAUCAGGAAUAUGAAUAUUUAUAAGAGCUGGUAGCCAGCCAUGCAGUGCUCAACAUCUAAACUAGUACAUCAUAAGAGUUAAUUAUAAGUGAAUUCAGUAUGUCUUUCAGCAUUA
This is a messenger RNA of Humulus lupulus (European hop), 1125 nucleotides long. Its product is annotated as endo-1,3;1,4-beta-D-glucanase-like. Bases 136 to 858 code for a protein of 240 amino acids. The transcript is spliced from 7 exons. Gene Ontology annotation, molecular function: hydrolase activity. Lineage: Eukaryota; Viridiplantae; Streptophyta; Magnoliopsida; Rosales; Cannabaceae. The record is from RefSeq and is a predicted model, not a curated record.